Molecule: messenger RNA, 783 nt
Organism: Emericellopsis atlantica
Lineage: Eukaryota; Fungi; Ascomycota; Sordariomycetes; Hypocreales; Bionectriaceae
Product: SH3 domain-containing protein
Exons: 2
Coding region: 1-783 (260 amino acids)
Biological process (GO): protein transport to vacuole involved in ubiquitin-dependent protein catabolic process via the multivesicular body sorting pathway
Cellular component (GO): ESCRT-0 complex
Molecular function (GO): protein binding
Source: RefSeq, a predicted model, not a curated record
AUGGCUGCCGAUCGCCAGACUAUCAUGGAGGCCAACCGGUCGCUCCGUAAUAUCAAGAAUGAGCUCGAGACCUUGCUCGAAAAGGGCGUCAUCGACGAGUCCGUCUACGACUCGAUACAUUCCUCACUCCCGCAAGAAUCACCACUGUCAGGGCCUCUCCGAACGACGACCAACAAGGGCGCGACCAGUGCCUCCCCAGCACCAAGCAACAAUACCAGCAACAACAUUCCCACCCCGUCGCUGGCCUCCCUGCACCUCAACGAAAAGUCGCCUUCGCCUGCGCCGCCGUCGUACGAUCAGACACCAGCUCCCAGUCUCCCCACUCGCAACAACGCCAAGCCCAUUGUCGCCUACGCCCGUGCGCUCUACCGCUACGAUGCCUCCGACGCUCGCGACGUGUCCUUUGAGAAGGACGACAAGAUCGUCGUGCACGAGUACAUGAACCAGGACUGGUGGAUGGGCCAGAACACGCGCACUGGUCGUGAGGGCAUCUUCCCCCGCAACUACGUCCUCGUCGACCACUCGGAGAAGCAGCCUGUGCCACAGCACGGCUAUCCAACACAGCCGCAGUACGCCGGUGGCCCUCCCGCCCAGCAGAACCCAUACAACUCGCAUGUGCCACCCAUGGCGGUCGCAGAGGGCGGCCAGCCGUCGCACGAUGAGAAUGGUGAGCCGAACAAGGCGCAGCAGUAUGGAAAGAAGUUUGGCAAGAAGCUGGGGAACGCGGCGAUCUUUGGUGCUGGUGCGACGAUAGGAGGAAACAUUGUCAACUCCAUCUUUUAA